AUGAAAUUGUCACACUUCCUCGCGUGCUCGCUGGCCUCAUUGGCAUCGGCUUCUGUCGUUGCAUUGGAGAACGACACUCCUGUUGGAGCCGCUAUUUCUCUGCCACGAUCUAAUUCUUUGCUGGCCCGCUUUCCCUUUUCAAACAACAAGCACCGCAAGGACAACUGGGGCAAUCGCGUUGAGAAGGACCGGAAGGAGAUUACCAUACGAGCCUCAAAGAAUGACCACGACGACGUCAGCGCAGACUUCCUCUGGGCUUUGAAGAGAGCGAACCAUGGAGGCCUUGUGCAUCUCAAGAAGGGGAAAAAGUAUGUGAUAGGCAAGAAGUUGGAUCUUACCUUCCUAAAUGAUGUAUACGUCAAGCUAGAUGGCGAGCUCAAGUUCACAAACGACAUCGAGUACUGGCAAGCCAAUAACUUCUACUACGCUUUCCAGAAAAGCAUUACAUUCUGGGUAUGGGGUGGCAAGGAUAUCAAAAUCUAUGGCUCCGGUGUCAUCAAUGGUAACGGGCAAGCAUGGUGGGAUGGCUUCUCUGGCGCAGAGAUCCUUGAUCCCAACAACAAAUACUAUCGUCCCAUCCUCUUUCUCACCGACAACGCUACCAACAUCGAGGUCUCAGGUCUUCAUCUGAAAGACUCACCUUGUUGGACGACCUUCUUUGUGCGAACCAAAAACGUCGUAUUUGAUGAUGUCUACAUUGAUGCAGUUUCCACCAACGCCUCGACGCUGCCCAAGAAUACCGACGGCUUUGACUCGCUCAAUGUCGAUGGGCUGACUGUAACAAACACCCGUGUCAAUGUCGGCGACGAUUGCUUCUCGCCAAAGCCCAAUACGACGAACAUCUUUGUCAAAAAUCUCUGGUGCAACGGCACUCACGGCGUAUCGAUGGGCUCCAUUGGACAAUACCCUGGCGUCAAGGAUUACAUUUCGAAUGCCUGGAUCGAGAACGUCACCCUGCUCAAUGGUCAGAAUGGUGCUCGUCUCAAGGCCUGGGCUGGGCCGAAUGUCGGCUACGGUUUUAUCGACAACAUUACCUACAAGGACAUCCACAUUGAGAACACCGAUGCUCCUGUCGUCCUGGACCAAUGCUACUUCAACGUCAACGAAACGACAUGUGCAGCGUACCCGUCGAAGGUCAACAUUACAAACGUCAAAUUCUUGAACAUUUCGGGUACUAGCAGUGGGAAGAACGGCAAGGUAGUCGCGGAUCUUACCUGUAGCCCCGGCGCAACCUGCAACGGGAUUCAUCUUGAAGACAUCAAUCUGACAAGCCCUGCUGGCAGUCCAUCGCAGAUCGUCUGUGACAAUAUUCAGGGGGACAUUGGAGUGGACUGUAUCCCUGCGAGUGAGGCAGAUGAUUGAGUAACAUAGAUGCUUGUACCUAGGUAUUGCUGCCCUCCGUAUUGAGAAAUGGAAAAGCUA
Molecule: messenger RNA, 1422 nt
Organism: Paraphaeosphaeria sporulosa
Lineage: Eukaryota; Fungi; Ascomycota; Dothideomycetes; Pleosporales; Didymosphaeriaceae
Product: glycoside hydrolase family 28 protein
Exons: 4
Coding region: 1-1362 (453 amino acids)
Biological process (GO): carbohydrate metabolic process
Molecular function (GO): polygalacturonase activity
Source: RefSeq, a predicted model, not a curated record